Molecule: messenger RNA, 9982 nt
Organism: Coregonus sp. 'balchen'
Lineage: Eukaryota; Metazoa; Chordata; Actinopteri; Salmoniformes; Salmonidae
Source: the annotation of a GenBank genome assembly
AUGGAUGGUCUGAACCAGUAUCUGUGGGUUAGAGACCUCAUGAAUGGUCUUAACCAGUAUCUGUGGGUUAGAGACCUCAUGAAUGGUCUGAACCGGUAUCUGUGUGUUAGAGACCUCCAUGAAUGGUCUGAACCAGUAUCUGUGGGUUAGAGACCUCAUAAAUGGUCUGAACCAGUAUCUGUGGGUUAGAGACCCCAUGAAUGGUCUGAACCAGUAUCUGUGGGUUAGAGACCUCAUGAUUGGUCUGAACCAGUAUCUGUGUGUUAGAGACAUCAAAUCAAAUCAAAUCAAAUUUUAUUGGUCACAUGCGCCGAAUACAACAGGUGCAGACAUUACAGUGAAAUGCUUACUUACAGCCCUUAACCAACAGUGCAUUUAUUUUAAACAAAAAAGUAAGAAUAAAACAACAACAAAAAAGUGUUGAGAGAAAAAGAGCAGAAGUAAAAUAAAGUGACAGUAGGGAGGCUAUAUAUACAGGGGGGUACCGUUGCAUAGUCAAUGUGCGGGGGCACCGACUAGUUGAGGUAAUAUGUACAUGUGGGUAGAGUUAAAGUGACUAUGCAUAAAUACUUAACAGAGUAGCAGCAGCGUAAAAAGGAUGGGGUGGGGGGGGCAGUGCAAAUAGUCCGGGUAGCCAUGAUUAGCUGUUCAGGAGUCUUAUGGCUUGGGGGUAGAAGCUGUUUGAGGAGUCUUUUGGACCUAGACUUGGCACUCCGGUACCCGCUUGCCGUGCGGUAGCAGAGAGAACAGUCUAUGACUAGGGUGGCUGGAGUCUUUGACAAUUUUGAGGGCCUUCCUCUGACACCGCCUGGUAUAGAGGUCCUGGAUGGCAGGGAGCUUUGCCCCAGUGAUGUACUGGGCCGUACGCACUACCCUCUGUAGUGCCUUGCGGUCAGAGGCCAAGCAGUUGCCAUACCAGGCGGUGAUGCAACCAGUCAGGAUGCUCUCGAUGGUGCAGCUGUAGAAUUUUUUGAGGAUCUGAGGACCCAUGCCAAAUCUUUUUAGUCUCCUGAGGGGGAAUAGGCUUUGUCGUGCCCUCUUCACGACUGUCUUGGUGUGUUUGGACCAUGAUAGUUUGUUGGUGAUGUGGACACCAAGGAACUUGAAGCUCUCGACCUGUUCCACUACAGCCCCGUCGAUGAGAAUGGGGGCGUGCUCAGUCCUCUUUUUUUUCCUGUAGUCUACAAUCAUCUCCUUUGUCUUGGUCACGUUGAGGGAGAGGUUGUUGUCCUGGCACCACACGGCCAGAUCUCUGACCUCCUCCCUAUAGGCUGUCUCAUCGUUGUCGGUGAUCAGGCCUACCACUGUUGUGUCGUCGGCAAACUUAAUGAUGGUGUUGGAGUCGUGCCUGGCCAUGCAGUCAUGGGUGAACAGAGAGUACAGGAGGGGACUGAGCACGCACCCCUGAGGGGCCCCCGUGUUGAGGAUCAGUGUGGCAGAUGUGUUGUUACCUACCCUUACCACCUGGGGGCGGCCCGUCAGGAAGUCCAGGAUCCAGUUGCAGAGGGAGGUGUUUAGUCCCAGGAUCCUUAGCUUAGUGAUGAGCUUAGAGGGCACUAUGGUGUUGAAUGCUGAGCUGUAGUCAAUGAAUAGCAUUCUCACGUAGGUGUUCCUCUUGUCCAGGUGGGAAAGGGCAGUGUGGAGUGCGAUAGAGAUUGCAUCAUCUGUGGAUCUGUUGGGGCGGUAUGCAAAUUGGAGUGGGUCUAGGGUUUCUGGGAUUAUGCUGUUGAUGUGAGCAAUGACCAGUCUUUCAAAGCACUUCAUGGCUACAGACGUCAGUGCUACGGGUCGGUAGUCAUUUAGGCAGGUUAUCUUAGAGUUCUUGGGCACGGGGACUAUGGUGGUCUGCUUGAAACAUGUUGGUAUUACAGACUCAGUCAGGGACAUGUUGAAAAUGUCAGUGAAGACACUUGCCAGUUGGUCAGCACAUGCUCGGAGUACACGUCCUGGUAAUCCGUCUGGCCCUGCGGCCUUGUGAAUGUUGACCUGCUUAAAAGUCUUACUCACAUCGGCUACGGAGAGCGUGAUCACAUAGUCGUCCGGAACAGCUGGUGCUCUCAUGCAUGCUUCAGUGUUGCUUGCCUCGAAGCGAGCAUAGAAGUGGUUUAGCUCGUCUGGUAGGCUUGUGUCACUGGGCAGCUCGCGGCUGUGCUUCUGAACCAGUAUCUGUGGGUUAGAGACCCCAUGAAUGGUCUGAACCAGUAUCUGUGGGUUAGAGACCCCAUGAAUGGUCUGAACCAGUAUCUGUGGGUUAGAGACCUCAUGGUCUGAACCAGUUAUCUGUGGGUUAGAGACCCCAUGAAUGGUCCUGAACCAGUAUCUGUGGUUAGGGGACCUCAGGGGUUAAACCCGAAGUAUCUGGGGGUUAGAGACCCCUAAAUUUGGUCUAAACCCAGUAUCUGGGGGUUUUAGAGCCCCUCUUUAAAAUGGUCUGAACCAUAUCUGGGGGUUAGAGACCUCAGGUCUAAACCCAGAAAUUUUUGUGGGUUGGGGAGACCUCAUGAAGGGUCUAAACCCAGUAUCUCUGUUUUGGAGAAAACAGGGUCUGAACCGGGAUCUGUGGGUUAGGGGCCCCCAAUAAAAUGGUUUUAAAACCAUAUCUGGGGGUUAGGGGCCCCAUAAAAGGGUUCUGAACCAGUAUCUUGUUUGGGGGGCCCUUUCAUGAAGGGUCGGGAACCAGUUUUGGGUUAGGCCCUAAUAAAAUGGUUAAACCCCAGAAAUCUCUGUGUUGAGACAUCAGGGUCUGAACCAGUAUCUUUUUUUUAAGACCCCAUGAAUGGUCUAAACCCAGUUCUGUGGGUUAGAGCCCUCAUAAAGGGUUUUGAACCAGUAUCUGGGGGUUUUUAGGGGCCUCAUAAAGGGGUUGAACCAAAAAUUUGGGGGGUUAGAGACUUUAAUAAUUUGGUCUUAACAAGUAUCUGUUGUUAGGAAUCAUGGUCUGAACCAUUAUCUGGGGGUUUAGGGCCUCAGGAGGGUCUGAACCAGUUUUGGGUGGGUUAGAGCCCUCAUGAAUGGUCUUAACCAUUAUCGGGGGGGUUUAAAGGACCUCAUGAAUGGUCUAAAACCAGUGCCCUGGGGGUUUAGAGACCUAAUAAUGGUCUAAACCAUAUCUGGGGGUUUAAAGAGACAAAAAGGGUUUGAACCAGUAUUUGGGGGUUUAGAGACCUCAUGAAUUUUUAACCAGUAUUUUGGUGGUUAGAGACAUCAGGGUCGAACCAUUUAUUUUUGUGGGUUGAGCCCUCAUGGCCCUGAACCAGUAUUGUGGGUUAGAGCCCCCAAUAAAUGGCCCUUUUUUUUGAACCAGUAUUUUGUGGGUUAGGGGACCCCUUUGAAGGGUUUCUGAACCAUAUCUGGGGGGGAGGGGACCUAAAUAAUGGUCUGAACCGGGUAUCGGGGGGGGUUAGAGACAUCAUGGUUGAACCAGAUCUUUUGGGGUUAAAGAGACCUUUUGGUUAACCAGUAUUUUGGUGUUAGGCCCUCAAAAAGGGGUUUUAAACCCCAAAAUCUGGGGGUUUAAAACGACCCCAAAAUUUGGUCUGAACCAGUAUGGGGGGGUUAGAGACCCAUGAAUGGUCUGAACCAGAUUUUGGGGUUAGAGACACCCAUAAAUUUGGUUUCUGAACCGGGAAAAAUUGGGGGUUGAGACAUAAUGAAUGGUUGAACCAAAACCCUCUGUUUUAGAGAAAUCAGGGUUAAAACAAGUUCUGUGGGUUAAAAGACCCCAUGAAUGGUUUUAAAACCAGUAUCUUUUGGGUUGGAGACCCAUAAAGGGUCUGAACCAGAAAACUGGGGGUUAGAGACCUUUAUGGGGGGUUUAAAACCCAGUAUCUGGGGUUUUUAGAGACAUAGGAAGGGUUUCUAAACCCAGUAUUUUGUGUUUAGAGCCCAUCUUUGGUCUGAAACCAAGUAUUGGGGGUUAGGGGACCUCAUGGCCCUAAAACCCAGUAUUUUGGGGGUUAGAGACCCCCAAAAAGGGUUUCUGAACCGGGAUCUGGGGGUUAGAGCCCUUUCAGAAGGGUUCUAAACCCAGUAUCUGGGGGUUUAGGGGACCUCAAAAUGGUCUGAACCAAAAUUUUGGGGGUUAAAGACCUCAAAAGGGUUGAACCGUAUCGGUGGGUUAGAAAAACCCCAUGAAUGGUCUAACCCGGGUUCUGUGGGUUAGAGACCUCAUGGUCUAUCCAGAAAUCUGUGGGUUAGGGGACUCUUUGCGGGAACAGAUCUGUAAAGUUGGGGGGGCCCUCAUAAAGGGUCUGAACCAAUUUACGGGGGGUUUGAGCCCCCUCUUUGGUCUGAUCCGUAUCUGUGGGUUGGGAGACAUCAUGGUCUAAAAACCGGGAUCUGUGGGUUGGGGACCCCUGAAUGGUCUAAACCAGUAUCGUGGGUUAGAACCUCAUUAAUGGUUUUUAACCCAGUAUCUGGGGGUUUAGGACAUAAAGGUUUCUAAACCGUAAGGUGUUAAGAGACCCCAUGAAGGGUCUAAAACCAAUUUAUUGGGGGUUAGGGACCUCUGUUUGGCCCUAAACCCAGUAUCGUUGUUAGGACAUAUGGUCUAAAACCAGUAUCGGGGGGUUUAGGACCUCAUAAGGGUUUUAACCCGGAAAUCUGUGUGUUGGGAAAAACCUCCAGAAUGGUCUAAAACCAGUAUCUGGGGUUAAAACCCCUCAUAAAUGGUCGAACCAGUAUUUUUGGGGGGUUAAGCCCCCCAUGAAUGGUUUUAAAACCAGUAUCUUUUGGGGUUGAGCCCCUCAUGAUUGGCCGGGAACCAUUACCCGGGUUUUUUAGAGACAUCAUGGUUGAACAGUAUCUGUGGGUUCGGCCCUAGGGUUCUGAACCAGUAUCGGGGGUUUAGAGACCCCAUGAAUGGCCCUAAACCGAUCGGGGGGUUGGGAAACCUCAUGGCCUAAAACCGAUCUGUGGGUUGGGAAAACCUCGGGUUUUAAAACCAUUUAUCUGUGGGUUAGGGGACCUCAUGGUCUAACCCCGAAAUUUUGUGGGUUAGGGACAUCAUAAUGGUUGAACCGUAUCGUGGGUUAGAAAACAUCAUAAAGGUCGGGAACCAGAUUCUGGGGGGUUAGAGCCCCCAUGAAUGGCCCUAAACCCAUUUAACUGGGGGUUAGGGGACCUCAAAAAGGGUUUCUAACCAGUAUCUUUUGGGUUAGAGACCCAUAAAGGUCUGAACCAGUAUCUGGGGUUAAAAAGGACCUCUUUGUUUGGGUUUGGGGAACCAAUCGGGGGGUUUUAGAGCCCAUCUUUGGUCUAAACCAUAUCUGUGGGUUGAGACCCCCAGGUCUAAAACCAGAAAACCCUGGGGGUUAGAGCCCCCAUAAUGGUCUAAACCAGUAUUGUGGGUUAAGACCUAAAAUGGCCUGAACCGGGAUCUGUGGGUUAGGGGACCUCAUGGUCUGAACCAGAAAUCGGUGGGUUAGAGACCUCAGGGUUUCUAAACCAGUAUCUUUGGGUUAGAGCCCUUUAAGGGUCUAAACCCAGUUUUUGGGGGUUAGAGACAUCAUGAAUGGUUUUAAACCCAGUUUCUGGGGGUUUAGGCCCCCAGAAGGGUCAAACCCAUUAUCGGGGGGGGUUAGAGCCUCAUAAAUGGUCAAACCCAAUUUAUCUGGGGUUAGAGACAUCAUAAUGGUCUCCAGAAAUUUUGGGGGUUUAGAACCUCUUUGAAUGGUCUAAACCAGUAUCUGUGGGUUAGAGCCCUCAUGAAGGGUCUAAAACCAGUUUCUGUGUUUUAAAGGGGCCUCAUGAAUGGUUUUAAACCAAAGUAUCUGGGGGUUUUCAAGGAAAUCAUGAAUGGCCCUGAACCAGUAUCUCUGUGUUAAAGACACAUGGUUGAACCAGUACGGGGUUAAACCCCAUAAAGGGUCCUGAACCUUUCUGUGGGUUGGGGACAAAAUGAAUGGUCUAAACCCCAGUACGUGUGUUAGCCCUAGGUUUUAAACCAGAUCUGUGGUUAGAGACCUCAUGGAGGGUUUCUAAAAACCGGGAUCUGGGGGUUUAAAGAGACCUCAAAAAAAGGGUCAAACCGUUCUUUUUUGGGGUUAGAGACCUCAUAAAAUGGUCUAAACCAGUGCCCUUGGGGUUUAGAGACCUCAUAAAAAGGGGGGGUCUGAACAUAUCUGUGGGUUAGGGGGCACUUUGGUUGAACCAGUCUUGGGUUAAAAGCCUUUCAUUGGAUGGUCUAACCAGUAUUGUGGUUAGGCCCCAGGAAGGGUCUAAACCCGGUAUCUUGGUUAGAGCCCCUCAUAAAUUUGGUCUAAAACCCGGGGUCUGGGGGGUUAAAAGACAUAAAUGAAUGGUGGAACCCAAAAUCUGUGGGUUAGGGGACCUAUAAAGGGUUUGGAACCAGUAUCGGGUAAUUUAGAGCCCUCAUAAAUUUUCAAACCAGUACUGUUUUUUAGGGGACCUCUUUGGUUAAACCAGUUUUCGGGGUUAGAGACAUCAUGGAUGGCCCUGAACCAGUAUUGUGGGUUUUAGAGACCCCAUGGAGGGCCCUAAACCCAGUAUCUGGGGGUUUUAAAAGCCCCUCAUGAAUGGCCCGGAACCGAAAUUGGGGGUUAGAGCCCCCCAAUAAAAAGGGUUUCGAACCAGAAACGGUGGGUUAGAGACCUCAUAAAUGGCCCUGAACCGUAUUGGGGGUUAGAGACCCUAAGGGGUUAAACCCAAAGGAUCUGGGGUUUUAGGGCCCCUAUGGAUGGUUUGAACCAGUAUCUGGGGGUUUAAAACCCUCAUAAAAUGGUCUGAACCAGUACGGGGGGUUUUGGGGGCAUCAGGGUCGAACCAGAUCUGGGGGUUUUAAGAGACCUCAUGGUCUAAACCCAAUAUCUCUGUUAGGGGACCUCAUGAAGGGCCCGAACCAGUAUCUGGGGGUUUAAGACCCCAUGAAUGGUCUAACCAAAAUUGGGGGUUUAGAACCUAUAAAUUUUUAAAAACCAGUAUUUUUGGGGGGUUAGGGGACAUCAUGAAGGGUUUUUCGGGAACCAGUACUGUGGGUUAGAGAAAUCAUGAAUGGUCUGAACCAGAUCUCGUUUUAGGGAAAAAAAAUGGCUGAACCAAUCUGGGGGGUUAGAGCCCCCAGGGAAGGGUUUGAACCAGAAAUCUGGGGGUUUUGAGACCUCAAAAAUGGUCUAAACCCAGUAUCUUUGGGUUAGAGACCCAGGGAAGGGUUUCUGAACCAGAAAUUGUGGGUUAGAGCCCUCAAAAUUUGGUCUAAACCAGUAUCUUUUGUGUUAAGACACAUGGCCCUGAACCAGUAUCUGUGGGUUUUAAGACCCCCAAUGGCCCCUGAACCAGUUCUGGGGGUUAGAGCCCCCUUCCUAAAUGGUUGAACCAGUAUUUUAAUGGGUUAGAGCCCUCAUGAAGGUCUAAACCCCAUUUAUCUUUUGGGUUAAAAGCCCUCAGAAUGGUUAAAACCAUUUUGGGGGGGUUUAAAGAGACCUCAGGGAAGGGUCGAACCAGUAUUUUGGGGUUAAGCCCCCAAUAAGGGCCCCGAACCGGGUAUCUGUGGGUUAGAAAACCUCAGGUCGGUUUCCAGUAUUGUGGGUUAGGGGAAUCAGGGUUUCCUGAACCAGUAUUUAGUUGGAAAAAAUGAAGGUCUGAACCAUUUUGGGGGGUUUUGGGGACCUCAUGGUUGUUUCCCCAGUAUUGUGGGUUAGAGACAUCUGGUCAAACCAGUACUGUGGGUUAGGCCCCCAAUAAAUUUGCCCUGAACCAUUUUAUUGUGGGUUAGAGACCCAUGAAUGGUUUUUAAACCAGUAUCUGUGGGUUAGGGGACAAUGGUCCUAAAACCGGGAUAUUGUGUUAGAGCCCCCAUAAAGGGUUUGGGAAACCAAAAUUUUUGGGUUAGGAACCUCAUGAUUGGUCUAAACCCCCUUUAAUCUGUGUGUUAGAAAACUCAUGGCUGAACCAGUAUCCUGGGGUUUUAGAGACCUCAUGAAUGGUCUAAAAGGGUUUAAAUCUGGGGUGUUAGAGACCCCCAUAAUGGUCUGAACCAGUAUCUGUGGGUUAGAGCCCCUCAUAAAUGGUUUAAAACAGAAUCGGUGGGUUAGGGGCCCCCAUGAAUGGUCUAAACCCAGAAAAUCGGGGGUUUAGAGACCUCUUUGGUUUGGGCGUCUAAACCAGUAUCUGGGGUUGGGGGAAAUCAGGGUCAACCAAAUAUCGGGGGGUUAGAGACCUCAUUUUCUAAACCCAAAUCUGGGGUUAAGCCCCCAAAAAUGGUCUAACAGUAUCUGGGGUUUGGGGCCCUCAGGGCCCUAAACCCCGUAUCUGUGGGUUAGGGGCCUCAGGGUCGAACCGUAUCUGGGGUUAGGACCCCCAUGGUCUGAACCAUUAUCUGGGGGUUUUAGAGACACAUGAAGGGGUCUGAACCAGUACUGGGUUUAAAGGAAAAUCAUGAAUGGCCCCUAAACCAGUUUUCGUGGGUUUAGGGGCCCCAUGAAUGGUCCCUAAACCCAUUAUUGGGGGUUUAGAGACCUCUUUAAAGGGGUCUGAACCAUUAUCUGGGGGUUUAAGACCCCUUUGAAGGGUUCGAACCAGUACCCUGUGGGUUAAGACCUAAAUGAUUGGUGUAAACCCGUAUCUGUUUUUAAAGAGACAUCAGGGUUUAAAAACCCAGUAUUCUGGGGGUUUAGAGACCUCAGGGGUCAAACCCAGUAUCUGGGGGGUUAGGACCCCAUAAAGGGUUCUAAAACCAGUAUCUGGGGGUUGAGCCCUCUUUGGCCUAAAACCAUUUAUCUUGGGGUUAGGCCUCAGGGUUUCUAAACCCAGAAAUCUGUGGGUUGGGAAGCCCCCUCAUGGUUAAACCGUAUCUGGGGUUAGGGGACAUCUUUGAAUGGUCUAAACCCAAAUAUCUGGGGGUUUUAAGCCCUCAUGAAUGGUCUGAACCAGAUUUGGGGUUAGAACCCCAUAAAUUUGGUUUCGGGAACCCAGUAUCGGGGGGGUUUAGAGACCCCAUGAAGGGGCUAAACCCAAAGUAUCUGGGGUUAGAAAACAUAAAAAUGGUCUAAACCCCGUAUCUGGGGGUUAGGGGGCCCCGGGAAGGUCGAACCAGACUGUGGGUUAGAAAAUUUCUUUAAAGGUCUAAAACCAGUAUCUUUGUUUUAGGCCUCAUGAAUGGUCUGACCAGUUUUUUGGGGGGUUUUAGAGAAAACAUGAAAUGGUCUAAACCCAGUAUCUCUGUUUUUAGAGCCCUAGGGGUCUAAAACCAGUAUCGGGGGGGGGUUAAGGACCCCAUAAGGUUUCCUGAACCGUAUCUGUGGGUUAGGGGGGGGCCAAUCAUGAAUGGUCUGAACCAAAAUCUUUUGUGUUGGGACAUCAGGGUUUAACCGGGUAUCGUGGGUUAAGACCCAUGGGGGCCCCUAAAACCCAGUUUUUUGGGGGUUAGAGCCCUCAUGAAGGUUUUUUUAACCAGUAUCUGGGGUUUUUAGGGCCCCUCAUGAAUGGUCUAAAAACCAGUGUUGUGGGUUAGAGCCCUCAAAAUUUUGGGGUUUCUGAACCGUAUUUUUGGGGGUUUAGAGACAUCUGGUUUAACAAAUUCUGUGGGUUAGAGACCCCCCUUGAGGUCAAACCCAAAGAUCUGUGGGUUAGAGACCCCAUAAUUUGCUUCUAACCCCCAUUUAUCUGUGGGUUAGAGACCUCAUAAGGGCCCUAACCCGUGCCCUGGGUUGAGCCCUCUUUAAUGGGGGGGAAUCAGAUCUGGGGUUAGAGACCUCAUAAAAUGGUUGAACCAUAUCUGUGGGUUUAAAGACCUAUGAAUGGUCAAAACCCCGUAUCGUGGGUUAGAGACCUCUUUGUCUGAACCAGUAUCGGGGGGGUUUAGAGACCCCUGGAUGGUUUUGAACCAGUACCCUUUUGGGUUAAGACCCCAUGGAGGUUGAACCCAGAAACCCUGGGGGGUUUAGGGGCCCCUCAAAAAGGGUCUGAACCAUUCUGGGGGUUUAGAGACCCCAUGAAUGGUCUGAAACCAGUAUCUGGGGUUUAG